Molecule: messenger RNA, 4479 nt
Organism: Closterium sp. NIES-67
Lineage: Eukaryota; Viridiplantae; Streptophyta; Zygnematophyceae; Desmidiales; Closteriaceae
Source: the annotation of a GenBank genome assembly
CCGCUAUACCUUAGAUUUUGAGUACAGACCAAUCCGAGGCGCAUAGCUCCGUUUUUUAAAAGUUAUCUCUUGGCUGUCUCCACGUGGUAGGCUCUUCUUAGUUCUUAGCCGCCUUUCUCGCUCGCCGGUUCCUCACAUCGGACUUACUAGUCGACCAGGCUGGCCCGAGUCGCUUAGUAAUGCAUCUCGCCGGUUGCUUCCCAUCCAGCCGGCAACUGAAACGGCCACCGUCACUAUCGUCCCUCCGGCUAACUUAUCCGUUACCGUACUCCUGCUUUAAUCGAUCUCAAACCCAGGUCGAGCCAGUAGUAGUACCCGAGCCCAAAGCCUCGUCCCCCUCGCAUCCGAAUCGCCACGUGUCGCCGUCCCGUCGUUCGCCAGUCGUCACGCUCCACGUGGCAGAAUCUGGCACAGUAUCUGAGAAUCUUCACAUGCCACGUCAGCCGCAGCACCGCCCGUCUUCCUCCCUGGAUCUCCCCCCUUCCGCCAACCCGCUGCCACCUCCCUCCCCCGCAUCCGCAUCCCCGCCCCCGCGCCUUUCCCUCCCCCCGCCGCGUUCCCCCGCCGCCUUCUCUCCGCAGGGCCCGCGAAUUCCUCACUCCCCCGGAGCCCUGUCCCCCCCUCCCCUCGCAAUAGCGGUAGUUCCCGCGCACCCGUUCAAGCGGCGCGCGGUCGAGGGGCUUUCCCCGCCAGUUUCCCCACUCCCCCGGUUCACAGAAAGCCAUCGCUCCCCGCUUUGCUCGCCGUCGUCAACGGUCCGCACAAUCCGCUCUGCUGCCCAGAGCCCGUGCGCGGGGGGAAUUUGGGGAGCGCCGGGCGCUGGAGUAGGGGGAGCGUGGUCGGAAGAUGGUGCCGCGAAUAAAAUCACGGGAUUUCAAUUAUCAGGACUCAGUGUUCCUCCGCCGUCGAGCCAGCCACGUGGCGGGCAACCGUUGGAGCUCCUCGGUCCGUCUAAAUGGAAUGAGCGAGCUACCGCCGCUGUUACGUCCGGCAUAAGCGCGGACGAGGCGAGGCGGAGGUCUCCGGGCGGAAGGGCGCUUUCUUCCCCGCAGACCCCAGAUUUUCCGCCCCGCGCUGCGACCCUCUCGAGCGCGCUUCUCGCGCGCAUCGACGCUAUUUUUCUGAGCAGGCGGAGCAAGGAGCGCGCGGAAGCCAAGGCCAAGGCGCACGCGCACGCGCGGCUGAGAGCAGCGGCGGGCGGAGGGUCGAAACGGCGCGGGCAGGCUGACGCCUCCGCCGCCGCCGCUGCAGCAGCAGUGGGGCAGCUAGCAGCGGCUUCCGCUGCGACAAGGUCUGGAGAGGGGGAAGGCGCGGGGAUGUGCACGGGGGCGGCCACGUCCGCGGGCGUUGGGGGGAAGGCGCGACGGUCUUUGUCGCUAAAUGGCGUGGGGGCAGGGGGGAGAAGGGGAACGACGGCACGUCAAGGGGGAAACGUCAAGGCUGAACCUGCGGCUCGGGGACUUGCUGGGGGAGGCUCAAGUGGGGGAAGUGGGGGGAGUGGGGGGAGUGGCGGGAGUGGAGGGAGUUGGGGGAUGGGCGGUACCCUCUCCGGUGGUAGCAGCGGGAUUGAUGGCGAACUCGCAGCGCCCUUGAAUCAAUCUGAAUCAACUGUGAUAACAACAGCAGCAGCGGCGGCAGCAGCAGCAGCAGCAGCAGCACUGACAACAGCAGCGACAACAGCUGUGGCGGCGGAAGCAGUAGAUGCAGCAGGUGGGUUUUCUCUGCCACCAGCCAGCGCUAGCGUUGACGCGAGAGCAGGGACCGACUCUAGACUUGAGGAUGAUGGCGGCAUUGCCACUAUGCACUCUGAGACUUGUGAGGCGCAGCAGGUGCAGCAGGCGCAGCAGGACGCGUGGACGAUGGUGGCAGGAGUGCUCACUCGAGCUGCUGUUAUCGUUCCCAUGGGCGGAGGCACUGUGGCGGGUGCUCCCUCACUCACUCCCUCACUCACUCCCACGCUCACUCCCACGCUCACUCCCACGCUCACUCCCACGCUCACACCAGUACAUACUCCCGUACUCGGCCAUGCUGAUCCAUCCGCACUGCUGUCUGAAACGACAACACCAGCAGCAGCAGCAGCAGCAGCAGCAGCAACACCAGCAGCAGCAGCAGCAGCAGCAGCAGCAGGAGCGGCACCAGUCCAACCUCUUAAUCAACUCACCCCAGCAUCUCAUCCUCAGCAGACCUCUCUUCCUCUCCUCCCCCCUACUCCUCUCCCAACCCUUCCACCUUCUGCCCCCCCUGCCACUCUACCUUCCGCUCCCCCACACACUCCCUUCUCUCCCCCCCUCACCGCUUCCCCUGCAGCUCCCCCCGCCACCCCCCCUGCUCCUUCCGCCCACCACCAUCUCCCCCACCGCUCCUUCCCCCCCCAUCCCUCCCCCCGCCUGCGGUAUCGGGGGGUGAGGCAGAGGCGGUGGGGGCGGUGGGUGACUGAGAUCCGCGAGCCAACCACGCGCACACGCAUCUGGCUCGGCUCCUACGAUAACGCCGAGGAGGCUGCCCGCGUGUACGACAUGGCCGCCCGGCUGCUCAAGGGCCGGGCGGCGAGGCUCAACUUCCCCCACAGCGUGCAGCCAGUGGCAGUGCCGAGGGGGAUUGCGGAUUCUCUGAUGCGGGCGAGUCGGGCGGCAGCUGAGGCUGGAGGGGGGGAGGCAGGAGGGGAGGGUGGUGCGGGGGGGGAUUUUGAUGCUGGGGCUGGAGCUGAGGGUGGUGGGAGUGAGGGUGAGACCCCUGGUGGGAUGUUGGAUGGUGCCUGUGGUGAUGGUGGUGGUGGUGGUGGUGAUGGUGGUGAUGGCAGCGGCAGUGGUGGUGAUGGUGGGGGUGGUGGGGGUGGGAUAGGGAUGGAUCUGGAGGAGGAGCAAGGGGAUGAGGAAAGAGGUAGUUGGGUGGAUGAUAUGCAGCAGAUAGUGCAGCAGUCGCUGCAGGCACAGCCACACGUGCAGCGGCAGCUACUGCCACCAGCACACGCACAGUUAGAGCAGCAGCCACCACAGGCGCAGCCACAGGUCCAGCAUCAGCUGCAGGCACGGUUACAGCCACAGCCACCGGCUCAGGCUCAGGCUCAGUUUCAGCUACAGCAGCAACAUCCAGCGCAUGUGAGGCAGCAGUCGACGAGCCGUGGGGCACCUGUGAAUCAACCUGACAGCCAGGCACCGUCGUGCAUGACUUGGGUGGGUUCGAAGCAUGAGCCAACGUGGGAAGACACGCUAAGGGAGUUGGGACUCGACGACUCUUCUGCUGCCCCUCCGGCUCUUCCUUCUGCUGUCCCCGCUACUUCUGCUGGGCUCCCCUCGAGAGCAGCAGCACUACCAUCACCACCACCACCACCUAAUCGUCCCUCCUCCACUUCCCCUCUUCCGCUCCUGCGAAUGCCCCUAUCUCUCCUCGCCGCCCCUCGUCCCUCCACCCAAGCCCCACCCGUUUUGUCACCAACGCCUGCUGCUGCUGGCCCUGCCACCACACCAACUGAACCCCCCCCUCCCAUCCCCUCGCCUGGGAUAUUCUCUCACCCACCCACCUCCCAGCCCCACUCGCCGCUCUUCUCUAACCCCACCCAACAGACAGGUCAGAUUGAGCAGAUUGAGCGGCCUUUUGAGCCCCUCACCUUAGAGUUACCACAGAUUCACUCCCACGCCUCCACUGCCACCACUGUUACCAGCGCUGUCGAUUGUAACACGGUUACCACCACAGGCACCACCAGCGGCACUGCCACUACCACCACCUCCGAUUGGUCGGCGAAUGCUCUUGUCGAUUCCAUAGAUUCCUCCAUGCAAGUCUUCGGGCAGCCACUAAAUGUUUUCUGCCCAAACCACCACUCGCCUCCUGGAUUUUCAUGGAAUUCGCCAUCUGAACCAGCUACCCGAACCUCACUGUCUCGUCCGGCCACCGUCCCAGCCAGCCGCCCAACCACGGUUCGUGCUGCCGAACCUCCACCUCUCGUCCUCCCACCCUCGCUGGAUGCCCUGUCGCUGGCCACCCUUGGUGCCGAACCUCUUUUGUUGCCGUCCCUGCCUGAGAGGUUCGGGAGCGGGGUGGAGGAUGAGGGGGUGACAGGGGAUGAAGGGUGGUUCUCGUGGCCUGACCUGUGAGGUGUAGAUGGCGCCCGAACUACAGUGGCGCCAUCUCUGGGUGGUACUGUGUUACAGAGGAAGGUCCGGUUACUGUGUUACUGUGGUGACCGGUUAUGGCUCAGGCAUACACAUCUUCCUAUUUCCCAGCAGAUACUCUCACCCCACUUGCCCAAUCAUGCUGCUGCCUUCCAUGGGUCCAGUUUACCCAGUGCUGCUUCUGACGCUGUGAGGAUGUUUUGAAGCACAAGCACUCAGAUCGGAUCAGCAGGAUUUUUGGGCAAGGUGGCUUUUAGACUCCUAAAGGUGACACGUGAUGCUAAGUGGCCUUAUCAGUGUGUAUGUGAAUGUGUUGCUGCACACAUGAUUGUUGUGAUCCAUGCUAUCGGACAUAUUAUUGCACACCCGG